AUGAAAAAUUUGCGUGAAUCGCUAUCAGAAUUAACCACUAAGCAAUUGCAAGAACUUUUAAGAAAAUACGGCUUACCACAUUGGUAUAAUUUAAAAGUAAAUUUAAUUGACCGGUUAGAGAAAUUCAUGGAAAAUUCAGAGAAAAAUUGGAAAUCUGAAUUAAAAAAUAACGAAAUAACACUCAAUACAGAAGAAAAAUUAGUGAAUGUGAACAAUAAUAAUACGAUCGAGAGCGACGCGGCGGACGGUGAAACGUUAAACAUGUCAAGUGAACCGGUACAAAAUAAUAUAAACUUUAAGGAGGUCGAAGAAUCGUUAGAAUUGUUCGAUGGUGAGUCAAACAAAAAAAUAGAGGACUGGUUGCUUGAUUUCGAAAGCAUUUCGGUAGUGUGUAAAUGGAAUCAAGUUCAAAGAUUCCUAUAUUGCAAAAGAUUAUUACGUGGGGCUGCAAAGUUGGCCGUAGAAGCAGAAACUGGCGUCAACAGUUGGGAGAUAUUAAAACGAACUCUCAGAACCGAAUUUGGUUGCCAGGAAUCGGAAAACUUGCACAAAAAAUUGGAAAAUACGAAAAAGCUAAGUAACGAAUCAUUCUUGGAAUAUUUUUAUAAAAUGAAAAAAGUUGCUUCUAGAGGUACAGUGGAAGAAACACACUUAAUUGAGUACAUUAUAGCAGGCAUACCGGAUAGUUCACUAAACAAGGCCACACUCUAUCAGUCUUGUAGUCUUGAGCAGCUAAAAAUUAACCUCAAAGCUUAUGAGAAGUUUAAGGCCGAUCAGGAGAAGGAAAAAAGAUGCCAAGGUCGAAAUAAUUACGACAAUUAUUAUAGUGGAAAUCAGGUCAAUAAAAGAUGCAAUAACUGUGGAGCGGUGUCACACACAACACAACAUUGCCCAGAUAGGGGAAGAGGAAGAAGAUGUUUCAAGUGUAAUGAAUUUGGUCACAUUGCCACAAUAUGUCCAAAUAAUACAAAUUUUAGACGGCCGGUAAGCCAACAAAAUCCAAAUCAAGCGCGUAGUGCAGCAUCACGAAUUGAUAGAGUUCAGCUCUCGGAUUUUACAUUAAAAAUUCAAAUAUUGGAGCAGCCAUUCGAAGCUCUGGUAGAUACUGGUAGUGAUAUUAAUAUAAUAACACAACGCGCAACAGAAUGUUUGGGUGUCGAAGGAUUCAAUGGACCAGGUACAAGUGUUGUGGGGUUUGGUGACAAUAACAAACUAACGAAAGGAUCUGUGAAACUCGAUGUAAUUGUAGAUUCAGAGCAUUAUAAUUUGAAUUUUGAUGUAGUACCUGACUCUUGGGUAAAUACUGACGUAAUUUUAGGUAAGGGAUUUUUGCGAUGUGCAACAGUUCUAAUAGACAAAGGUGAAAUCGUCACAUAUAAAAACAAGACCAGAGACGAUGUUGAAGCGGGCUCACAUAUAAAUUUAAUACGUAUUUCUGAUGUCACCGAUGCGGAAGAUCUUUCAAACAUAAAAAAUUCUUUGCUACGGGCGGAUGUAAGAGAACUUAUAGAACUAUAUUCACCAAGAAAGCCAGAGGAGUCCUAUAUAAAAAUGCAUAUCACACUGGAAGACGAUAAACCAAUUUUUCAAAAGCCACGAAGAUUAGCACAGACAGAAAGAGACUUCGUUCAGUUUCAGAUUCAGGAAUGGUUAGAAAAUGGAAUAAUUCAAGAAAGCUCAUAG
This is a messenger RNA of Teleopsis dalmanni, 1683 nucleotides long. RefSeq lists its product as uncharacterized. Lineage: Eukaryota; Metazoa; Arthropoda; Insecta; Diptera; Diopsidae. The record is from RefSeq and is a predicted model, not a curated record. The transcript has a single exon. Gene Ontology annotation, biological process: proteolysis. Gene Ontology annotation, molecular function: nucleic acid binding; zinc ion binding; aspartic-type endopeptidase activity. The coding region runs from base 1 to 1683 and encodes 560 amino acids.